CUCUCUCCGGGCGAUUUCGCAGGUUUCCCCACGGAGGUCACGGAGGAAGCAUUAACCCUGCUCUUCCCGGAGGAGAAAGGGCAGCCUCGGGAUCUGCGGAGAGAGGAAGAGCGCGGCUAUGGAAUGGAGUUCGGCAUCACGAUUGACUCAAUAUUGGAAGCGUGGGAGUCGUGUUCGCGUGUCAAACUCCGGCUUCCUCCACGAUUCCAUAGCAGGGAAAGAGGAGUCAGAACUGCAUUCAUUCUGCAAUGUAGAUGAGUCAAAAAGGGUGCAUCUUUUUGUGUUGUGGCUUUUAUGGAAUCACAGGGUUUUGGUGAGUUUUCCGGGCUAUGUUCCGGGAGCAUUCUCUCCUGACGUUUCGGCUACACCUGUGGCAGGCAUCCUCAGAAGUUGUGAGGUAUAUUGGGGGGGGGAAACUAAGCAAGGGAGGUUUAUAUAUCUGUGGAAAGUCCAGGGUGGGAGAAAGAACUCUUGUCUUUUUUGAAGGCUGGCAGAUUGGUGGUCGCUUUGCCCUACUACAGAGAGAGUCCUGUUACAACUCCUACUAGAACUCGAACUCAGUCCACCUCAGAGGAAGGCGAUGGCCAAUCCCUGGAGGCAAGAAUCCCCGCGAUAGCAUUGCCUUCCGUGGGAGUAGACUGGGGAGCGCGUAACACAACGCUUGGAGAGCUGAAAGGUGGUCAAGAGAGUCCCUUACUUGAGAGCCUAACUUGUGGAAUUGACACGCUUCCUCUGCCGUCCCGUGGGGUUGCGAAGAGGACCUUCCGUGGGCUCGCUCUCCCCACAGAGAAGCCCCACGGCGCGCCCUUUGCUUGACACCUCCCUCCGCCUCCCGGCUGGUGGCGGUCCUCCUCCUCCUCCUCCUCCUCUACUCUUUGCGCGUGUAUUUUUAGGUCACCGGAGCGGCGGGAUAGGUAAUCCCCGGGCUCAAGUUCCCAAAAGGGGCGGGUCUCUGGCCGGAGGUGGAGUCACACGAUUUUUUCCCCCCUUUUUGCGUUUAAAUCCCCGGCUAUAAAAUGGGCUUAAGGAGAAGCGGGAUCUCAAGCGCUGGGCUCAGAGCGAGGAGGAGAAAGAGGAGGAGGAGGGAGAGAAAGAGAGGGAGCACCGUCCACGCGUGACUGUCUCUGCCGCUGCGGGUCCGGCGUGGGGCUCUCUCCUCUUCCAAGUGGCGGGAGUUUUCUUUCUACUGUAGCCGCUUCCCGCGUGGGGGGUGAGUUUCCCCGCGUGGAGAUAUUUUUAUUGUCACGCGUGGGAUUUUUUCACGCGUGGGCUCCUUCUUUCUCCUCCACCACGCGUGGAAUUUGUUUUCACGCGUGCAUUCCGUUUUCUUCCUUUAUCCACGCGUAAAUUGUUUCCUGCGUGGAAAUUGUUAUUGUCACGCGUGGACUUGUGGUUUUUUCACGUGUUGAUUCCUUUGCUACUCCUUCCACGCGUGGAUUUCCCCGCGCAAAAAUUAUUGCCUGACGUGGAAUUUUCACGCGUGUGUUGCAUUUUUUUCACGCGUGGAUUUUUUUCUCUCUCUCCCUCCGGGCGGCGAUGCUGCUUCCCCCGAUGGGCUCGCAGCCCUUGCAAGCGCUGAGCCAGGCGGCGGCGUGCGUCCUGCUCCUGCCGCGCUUCCUCCUCACGGCCCUCAUGCUCUGGCUCCUGGACUUCCUUUGCAUCCGCAAGAAGCUGCUCCUGACGCCUCGGAGCGGCGAGGAAGAGGAGGAAGGGGAAGAAGAGGAGGAGAGAGGUGAGGACUCGGAGGAGGCUUCUUUAACGACGUCCCCUGCUGCUGCUGCUGCUUCUUCUUCUUCGCCUCCGCCUUCUCCCGGCUCCUCGUGCGCCGCCGCCUCCUCCUCCUCCGUGGACGACCCCCCGCUCUGCGUCUCGGACUCGAACCGCAUGUUCACGCUGGAGUCGCUGAAGGCGGUGUGGCACGGGCAGAAGCUGGACUUCUUCAAGGCGGCGGCGGUGGGCGCGGCGGCGCCGGACCCGGAGGUGGUGCCGCUGGAGGGCGCGGCGGCGGAGAGGCCCGUGAGGCUGCUGGACUUCGCCCGCGGCCCGCGCCCGCUCAUCCUCAACUUCGGCAGCUGCACCUGACCGCCCUUCAUGGCGCGGCUGCGGGCCUUCCGGCGCCUGGCCGCGCGCUUCCUGGACGUGGCGGACUCGCUGCUGGUGUACAUCGAGGAGGCGCACCCCUCGGACGGCUGGGUCAGCUCCGACGCCGCCUACGCCAUCCCCAAGCACCGCUGCCUCCAGGACCGGCUCCGCGCCGCGCGGCUCAUGCAGGCCGGCGCCCCCGGGUGCCCGCUGGCCGUCGACACCAUGGACAACGCCUCCUCCGCCGCCUACGGGGCCUACUUCGAGCGCCUCUACAUCGUCCAGGACCGCCGCGUCGUCUACCAGGGCGGGCGCGGGCCCGAGGGCUACAAGAUCGCCGAGCUCCGCGCCUGGCUCGACCGCUACCGCAAGAGGCUCCUCCGGCCCAGCAACGCCGGACCCAGCACCGUCGUUGUCCAGGUGUAGAGAGAGAGGGACCCCGAGAGACUCACCUGGGCGGGGGAGCUGUUUCUCCCCGCUUUCCAACCUUCAUCCUCUUCCUAAAUGCCCAGGUGGAAAUGCAGACUGUACCUGUGGCGGGAGGAACUCACCUGCGAAGCCCAUCUGAAGCAGGGACUCAAUUUCCACUGUGUUUCCCGCGCCUUCCUAACCAUUCCCUCCAAUUUCCAAAGGGCUGAGUAGACUGUAUGUAGGGGAUGAAGGAGAAGAAGACUCACACAUGAAAUACAUACACACAUAAAUACAUACAUAUGCACAUAUACAUACAUACAUACAUACAUACAGGGGAAGAAGACUUUCACACAUGAAAUACAUACACACAUAAAUACAUACAUAUUCACAUAUCUAUUUGCAUCCGGAGCCCUUUCUCCCCAUUUCCAACCUUUAUCCACCUCCUAAAUGCCCAGGUGUCAAUGCAGACUGUACCUGGUGGGACUUACCUAAGAGAUCCAUCUCUUUCCACUUUCUCCCAUCCAGUGUCUUGUGGUGUUUUUGGUGUUGCACUAGGAUUCUGGGAGUUCAAAUCCCCCUCCUUGCCACCAUCAUGGGACAAGAGUUCUGGCUCUUAAAGAAGAGGCGCCCUUUAUAAUAAGGGACACAUCUCGGGGGCCCAAAUUGUUGUGUUGUGAGUUUUCCAAUCGACUCCCAACUGAAGGCAAUUCUAUUCUGGGUUUUCUUAGCGAGUUGGGUUCAGAGGAGAGUUGCCUCUUAUUCUUAGGCAGGCAGAGUGUAAGUUGGGAUCUGAAUAGAGAUUUGAAACCUGGACUGUAUAAGGAAGGUAGCUUGACACCACUUUAACUGCCAUGGGAGUUCUAGUUUAACAACAUCUGUAGCCUUGCCUGCCACAUCCAUCCUGCUUCGUCCAAUUUCCAAAGGCCUGAGUAGACUACGUCAAGAAUGAAGGGGAAGACUCACCUGGGAGGUCCAUUCUGAGUGAUUUCUCCCCCUUUUCUAAGUCCCUGGUGGGAGGACCUUACCUGGGAGCAAUGCAUCUCUGGCCUCUUCCACACAUUGUCUGCUUUGAACUGGGUUAUAUGGCAGUGUGGACUCAGAUAACCCAGUUCUAAGCAGAUAUUGUGGGGUUUUUCUGCCUGGAUGUUCUGGUUUAUAGGUCUGUGUGGAAGGGCCCUCUGUCCCUCUCUUUCCCACCUGUUCUGCCCAAUUCCCAAAUGCCCAGGUGUAAAAACAGGCUGUAUCUUGAGGAAUUGGAGGGGAGAAGACUCACCUGUGAAGUAAAUCCAGAGCAAUUUCUCCCUUAUCUACUUGUCUCAUCCAAUUCCCAAAUCCACAGGUGUAAAAUCAGGCUGUAUCUUGAGGAAUUGGGGGGGGGGGGGGAGAGAAGACUCACAUGCGAAGUCAGAAAGGAGAGACUCACCUGUAUAGUAAAUCCAGAGUGAUUUCUCCCGUGUCUAGUUGGCCCAUCCAAUUCCCAAAUGCCCAGGUGUAAAAGCAGGCUGUAUCUUGAGGGAUGAAGGAGGAGAAGACUCACCUGCGAAGUCAGAAGGGAGAGACUCACCUGAGUCUCUUCCAGAGUGAUUUCUCCCUUGUCUACUUGGCACAUCCAAUUCCCAAAUGCCCAGGUGUAAAAACAGGCUUUAGCUUGAGGAAUGAGGGGGAGAGAGAGAAGACUCACCUGUAUAGUCAAUCCAGGGUGAUUUCUCCCUUGUCCACUUGGCCCAUCCAAUUCCCAAAUGCCCAGGUGUCAAGGCAGGCGGUGUCUUGAGGAAUGAAGGGGAAAGAAGAUUCACCUGCGAAGUCAGAAAGGGGAGACGCACCUGUAUAGUCAAUCCAGAGUGAUUUCUUCCUUGUCCACUUGGCCCGUCCAAUUUCCAAAGGUACUUAAGGGUGAAAUGAGGGGGGAAACUCACCUGUGAUGUCCAUUUCAGUGACUUUUCUCUGUUCCCCUCCUUUCCAGCCCUCAUCCAAGUCCCAAAGACUCAGGUGUUAAAGGCAGAUUGCCUUUGGGGUGGGAUGUGUUAGAAAACUCUGGCCCUCCAGGUGUUUUGGACUUCAACUCCCACCAUUCCUAAAAGCCUCAGGCCCUUUCCUUUCCAGGAAAGGGCCUGAGGCUGUUAAGAAUGGUGGGAGUUGAAGUCCAAAACACCUGGAGGUCCCAAGUUGGCCCAUACCUGGUGUAGUUGCACCCUUUUUUCCCUGGACUCCCUUCCGCCAGCCCCAUUCAAUUUCCAAGUGGCCUCUGUGUGAGUUUUCAUGCAAGACUGUUAUUGUUCUUUGACACACAAUUCUCGAAUCACGUUGAUUUGCCGAAGGUUUCUUAUUAACAUUCAUUUCUACGUGCAAGUUUGUGUAUUUUUACAAAGAAGUCUUUGUCUUUUUCUUUUCUUCAAAAGAAAAAAAGACUGAAAUCAGUUGUGUGUGUGUAUGUGUGUGUACAUGUGCGUGAAUGGACUUCCAGGGGAAGCGUUUGCUCUUUCCACAGACUUCUGUGGGUUUGCCCUUUGCUGGGAUUUCUAGUGUUUCUGCGUGACGACCGGUUUCGAAAUGGUGGAUCCAAUGCCAGGAAAUCGAGUCCGAUAUUCUUGAGAUGCUAGACUUUGCAGUAAAGCAACCACAGGAGGAAAGGAAAGUGCAAAAAGAAUGUCAAUAUUUAUGUGAUUGCUUGAGUUGGUUUGUUGAACCUUUUUUGUUAUUUUCUCCUUUUUUGUAAAAAUAAGUCUGGUUUUUUAUGAACUUUUUAUAACAUUAUUAAUAAAGAGAAAUUGAAUAAAA
This is a messenger RNA of Anolis carolinensis (green anole), 5271 nucleotides long. It is a transcript of the gene dio3, whose product is annotated as iodothyronine deiodinase 3. The transcript has a single exon. Gene Ontology annotation, molecular function: thyroxine 5'-deiodinase activity. Lineage: Eukaryota; Metazoa; Chordata; Lepidosauria; Squamata; Anolidae. Gene Ontology annotation, biological process: thyroid hormone metabolic process. The record is from RefSeq and is a predicted model, not a curated record.